AUGUCCUCCGACGAAGCUCAAGUUCAGAUCGGUGGCUCGGACAAGGCCAUUUGGCUCUCUUACGCAAAAGGGGUCCAGCAACAGAUAGUCCCAACAGGCCUCGGUGCCAAUGAUGUCCUAUACGUUUGCCCGCCGACCUAUGUCAGCCUUGGUGUGAACGACAGGGCAGAGGACAUCAACCGCGAUGUUGAAAAGAACGCCGGCGCAAUGCUUCCGACUACAGCCAGUGCACUGUUUGUUCCAUCAUCUGCAAGCGAGCGCUAUUUCCUGCGUCUUCGAACUCUCUCCAAUUGUAUCAACCCAACACCAUCUAAUAUGACUGUCGCUGCAGAUAUCCAGGCCAAGAUUAAUGAAGCUCGCACUGACAAGGAAUCUGCUGAGACCGAUUACACGAACGCUACCCACAAGGCUUGGGACGAUUACUCUGCAUACCUCCAAAAGGCAAAGAGACAGCAUCAGCAGAAAGUUCUCGAAUACAAGACUUGGUCGGAAACCAAUGCCUCCGAUCUUGGUGAUUACAGGAUCGGUGUCGCGAAUGCUACGUCGUCGUACCAUAGCCUCCUUAAAAAUACCUACGGUCAGCAGGUUCAAAACAUGAUCGACGUUCAAGUAUCGAUUGCCAAAGCUAUCGACGAAGAGAAACAUCCAGGGUUCAAUAUGCCUACUAUAUUUGCUGAUGUCGCAUCCGACAAGGCAAUCAACAAGGACGAUAUUGCCUACGUCCCAGCUUAUAGCUUGAGCGGCUAUGGCGACUUACUUACCAAGUGGAAGAAAUCCAGCAACACCAAUUACCACAACAUCAGCGUGUCUGUCAACAACAGUAAGAAUCUAUCAUGGACUUCCUUCGGCCACUCGGAGAGUCUCAGCGAUACCAAAAAGAAGGUCUGGAUCGUCUUCAAUGAAAGCUCCAGCUCCGAGGAGAAAGAUAAGCAUUCCGCCGAGCAGUUGGAGGACCAGCUCAACAAAGUCGACUUCAAUCUCAAGGUCAAGGAAUGGGCCACCAUCCCCAUCACCCGCGGGAACUGGGACCACCCUAACAUUCGCAAGAACUUCAAGUUUGUCAGCGACACGCCCGCCGAGGAGGACUAUGUCGUCCCCACAGCGAUGCUCAUCGGCUACGGCGUCGGCCUCGAGGCAACGUUCCAGAGCGAAGCCAAGAAAUCCGCCAAGGAUGCUAUUGAUCAUUUUAGCAAGACCGCCGAGUCUGGGAUGAGAAUUUUGGGUAUCAAUAUCCAGCCUUCCAAGUCCAACAUGAGCAGCUCUUCUACGUCCAAGAGCGAUGUUAAGUUCGAUUCUGAAAAUGGAAAAAUCUCUAUUAGUCCGGAAAAUAACCUGUAUGUCACUGUGUAA
Daldinia childiae is the source of this 1350-nucleotide messenger RNA. RefSeq lists its product as uncharacterized. The record is from RefSeq and is a predicted model, not a curated record. The coding region runs from base 1 to 1350 and encodes 449 amino acids. The transcript is spliced from 2 exons. NCBI's taxonomy places the organism in Eukaryota, Fungi, Ascomycota, Sordariomycetes, Xylariales, Hypoxylaceae.